Molecule: messenger RNA, 1641 nt
Organism: Exophiala spinifera
Lineage: Eukaryota; Fungi; Ascomycota; Eurotiomycetes; Chaetothyriales; Herpotrichiellaceae
Exons: 5
Coding region: 1-1641 (546 amino acids)
Biological process (GO): secondary metabolic process
Molecular function (GO): CoA-ligase activity
Source: RefSeq, a predicted model, not a curated record
AUGCCGUUCCUCGCUGAGAAAUCCGCCCCCAUCUCCAACAAAGACAUUCUCUCGUGGAUGUUUGAUGAGCCACUCUUCGAUCAGAACAAGCCAGUCUACAUCGAUGCUUUGGACCCGGCCAACUCAAUCUCCGGCAACCAGGCCAGAAAAAUCAUACGACAGCUCGCCGCCGGCUUGCAUGCAGCUGGCAUCCGACCUGGAGACUGCGUCUGUCUCCAUGGCUUCAACAGUAUACACUACUCCAUGCUCUUCUUGGGCAUCGUCGCCGUCGGCGGUUGUUUUGCCGGCACCAACCCUGCGUACACCCAGUUCGAGCUCACCCACCACUUCAAAACAUCCCAGGCCAAGUUCCUGAUCGUAGAACCCGAGUUGCUUGCGAACGUCGUUCCCGCCGCCAAGGAGUGCGACAUACCACGAUCGAGCAUCAUGAUGUUUGACACCCAAAACGAGGCGAUUCCACCGGGCUUCGUGUCGUGGAGAAGUCUGUUGGCCCAUGGCGAGAGAGACUGGGUUCGCUUCGACGACGAGCGGACGUCGCGAACCACGACGGCGGCAAGGCUCUUCAGCAGCGGCACCACCGGUCUCCCCAAAGCCGCCGCGCUGUCCCAUUACAACCUCGUCUCGCAGCACACGUUGGUGUACGAAUACAACCCGUCCUCCUACGAGCCUAGCCGCCUCCUGUACCUCCCACUCUUCCACGCGGCAAUGGUCCCCAGCGCCCACGUCAGUCCGUUGCGGGCGGGACACGUCUCGUACGUCCUGCGCCGGUUCGAGCUGCAACCUGUGUGUGAAGCUCUCGCCAAGUACCGAAUCACCGAAAUGACCCUGGUACCUCCGGUCGCCAUGGCAAUGCUGAAGUUCCCCGGCAUUCGCGACUACGACUUGACCGGCGUCAAAGCGAUCUUCUGCGGAGCCGGCCCGCUCGACAAAGAGCACCAGAAUGCUCUGCUCCUCAUCGUGGGAGGCGACACCUCCUUCACCCAGGUCUGGGGCAUGACCGAGACGAGCUGCGUCGCCACCAAGUUCUACUACCCCGAAAAGGACGACACGGGCAGUGUCGGCCGACCGAUACCGAAUCUGGACAUCAAACUGAUCGACGACGAUGGCAAGGAUAUCACGGCCUACGACACUCCCGGCGAGCUCUGCAUCCGAGGUCCGACGAUCAUCACGAGUUACUUUGACAACCCCACGGCGACGGCCGACUCGUUCGACGACGAAGGGUACUUCAAGACAGGCGACGUCAUGUACUGCAAAGCCGGGACCAAGAAGUGGUACAUCAUCGACCGCAAGAAGGAGUUGAUCAAGGUGAGGGGGUUCCAGGUGGCUCCCGCCGAGAUCGAGGGCGUCCUGCUCGCGCACCCUCACCUCCAAGACGCCGCCGUGAUCGGGAUCCAGAAAAUGGACGAGCCGGAAGUCGAAAUGCCGCGAGCGUACGUGGCACGCAAACCGACGCCGGAGGGGAAGAAAUUGACCGAGGCCGAAGUGAGAUCGUACUGUGACGAGAAGUUGGCCAAGUACAAGUCACUGACGGGGGGAGUCCGUUUUGUCGAUGCGGUGCCCCGAAACGCCACGGGCAAGGCACUCAAGCGAAUCAUGAGAGAAAUGGCAAAGGCAGAGGCGGGCAACGAGGCCAAGUUGUGA